Cryptosporidium muris RN66 is the source of this 2274-nucleotide messenger RNA. RefSeq lists its product as uncharacterized. The coding region runs from base 1 to 2274 and encodes 757 amino acids. Lineage: Eukaryota; Apicomplexa; Conoidasida; Eucoccidiorida; Cryptosporidiidae. The transcript is spliced from 3 exons. The record is from RefSeq and is a predicted model, not a curated record.
AUGGUUUCUAUUCCAUUUUUAUAUAUAUCACUGUUUGUCUCAAAUACUCUUGUUUAUAGUGUAUUGUGUAGAACAAGCAAAUAUAAAUUUAAUCAACUGAAUAAUAACCUGUCAAUGAAGGAAUUAGAUGAUGUAUCGACAAAUGAGCUUUAUAAAAAUGAGGUUAAAGUAGAUUUAAGCCUAACAAUUGAUCAAUUAUCUGAAUUAAGUGGAGAUUCUGAGGUUAUUUUUAAUUCAUUAGAGUUUGACAGUGUGUUGGAACUGAAAGAUACAGAUAUCCCAUUCCAACUAUCACCUACAGAAGAUAUCUUACCACUAACAAACAAGAAACUCAAUGAGUUGUAUUUAAAAAGUAUUGAGAAAUUAGAUAUAAGUUCUAAUAGGCAAAAUCUACAUGAUAGCAUCAUUGAAAACUAUCAUAAAUCUCAUAUAAUACCCCCGAACGAAGCCUCUACAAAAAGCAAGGCAUCAUUAUCAAAUAUUCAAUCAUUGCUCAGAUCUAUGUCAACUUCUGUGUUACCUUUUAUAGAUGAAAAAGAAACAACUGAAACAACAAUUGAUGAACGUGAAUUGCAGAAUUUGAAUAAUACUUCAUUUCAAUCCGAAGAAGUAGUUGGAAGAUUUGGUGAUAUAUUAGGAAUUCUUUCAUCAAUUCCACUUGAAAUGAGAGCAGAUAUUUUAGCUAAUGCUCAUGAAAUGAUCCAGAAGGCCGGGGAAAAUAUUAAUAAUUUACCUGAUAUAUUUUAUGGCAGCGGAAUUAAGAUAUUGCUACAACCUUUAAAUACUAUGAACAUGGAACCAACUGAACUAUUAGGAUUAUAUUCAACAUUAUUUGAGGACAAUGUAGAUAAUUUUCUUUUAUUUCUAAGUAUUAUCGAAAGAAUUUUAUUAAGGGCAAUAUCCACAUCUAAUGUUGUUCCACCCCUAAUUGCAAGGAAGUUGAAGCAAUCCUCUAGUGGACAAGAUAACAAUUUUUUAAUUAACAAAGUUUCAAAACAGCAAUCUGCACAGUUCUGGUUAAAUACUAUUUGCCAAACAAUCUAUAAUAUUAGAAUACUAAAAGAAGUUUAUCCAUAUAUUAUACCAUCUCCUAUAAUAGAUGAAGCGAAUAUUCCAACAUCGAGUAUGACUACUCCUGGUACACCUUUAUUCCAUAAAUUUCAAAUAAAUACAAAUAAUAAUUCUGCUUUGUUAAGUUCUAAACAGUCCACCAAUAAUAUUGGAGAUCCAUUUACUACAAUUCUUGAAGUUAUUUUUAAUGGAUGGAAAUCCCAACUUGAGAAUGUUGGAUAUGUUCUAAAGGUAUCUACUCAAAAGGCAAUAGCUGUAUGUAAACAAUGUAAUUUAAUCAGAGAUGAAGAACAUCUAAAAUCCAUAGAUUCUCAUCAUGUUCGAAAAUUUAAAGCAUUAAUUAAAAAUACAACUGUGGAUUCUGACGAGAAUACUCCACAUUUUACUAAUGAACAACUCCUCAAAUAUAUGGAUGAUAUGAAGAUCACAGAAAGCUUUGUAAUGUUAUCUACUGAUUCUAGACAAGUUAUAAUAAGUACUACUACUACAUAUCUCAUUUCUAUCGCAGAUUUAUUAUCUGAGUUACAAAUGAUUUCUCAAUGUUAUUCUGAUAUAGAGAUAAAUAGUAGUCUCAAUAAAAAUAAGACAUUUACAUUAAGCCCAGAGCUAGAAACCCUUUUAAAGUCUCCAUCUUAUAUUCAAAAUAUUCCUUUACUAGAAUGGAGAACAAUAUUAUUGGAUAUACCAGAAGAAUUCAAAACAACUUGUGUUAUUGCAAUACAUAGUCGAUAUAUAUCAUAUUACAGAAAGUUCAAAAAAUUACAUUACACACUCCAGCAACCAACAGCUAUUACAAACAUCAUUUUAAAGCUUCAGUCAUCACCUGAAUUAAUUGGUGAAAAUACUGCUAAAUUAGUAAAUAGAGCAUUUUCAUGGAAAUCACUUUAUCAAGCUGACUCUACAUUUAGCUUUUUCUUUUCCUUACUAGAUUUAAACCAACUUCUAAAUUUUAAUAAAAUUAUUGAAGAUGUUAUCUCGGAAUACGUCCCAAUUCAAGAUUCUUAUGCAAUUCCGAAUAAAGAUACUUCAAAAUAUAAGAUGCUAAGACUUUGGAAUCGCUUGAAAGAUAAUUGGAUCUUUAAAUUGUUUACAUUUGGUUUUUUCUCCAUAUUUGGAUAUAUAGAUAAUGGCUAUACUACUGAAAAGUGUCUUUUUAUACCAAAAUCUAAACAAGGAGAACCCGAACCUACAAUUAUUUGGUAA